AUGGCAGGACAACAUGAAUACAGUUUUUUCGGCGCCGUAGAAAAGAGCUUCGACAAAGCUGCCAAAUUUACCAGCAUCGACCCCGGUUUGCUGGAGCAGAUAAAACAGUGCAAUUCGGUAUACAGGAUGCACUUCCCCGUAAAAAUUGGUGAUAAGAUUGAGGUCAUUAAGGCUUAUCGCGUACAGCAUUCGCACCAUAAAACCCCCUGCAAGGGCGGUAUCCGUUUUGCGCCUUCGGUUAAUCUUGACGAGGUAAUGGCACUGGCUGCUCUGAUGACCUAUAAAUGCGCCAUCGUAAACGUACCCUUUGGCGGUGCGAAAGGCGGCAUUAGUAUCGACCCCAAAAAAUACACGCCUUACGAGCUGGAAAAAAUUACCCGGCGCUAUACCCAUGAGCUGAUCAAGAAAAACUUCAUAGGACCUGGUACAGAUGUGCCUGCCCCCGACUAUGGUACAGGGGAGCGCGAAAUGGCCUGGAUACUGGAUACCUAUACCAGCAUGCGUCCGGGCGAAAUUGAUGCCCUGGGCUGCGUAACCGGUAAACCCGUUACACAGGGUGGUGUUCGCGGCCGUCGUGAAGCUACCGGCCUGGGUGUUUUUUACGGCUUGCGCGAGGUCUGCAAUAUGCCCGACGUGAUGCAGCGCCUGGGGCUAAGCAUAGGGGUAAAAGACAAACGCGUGAUUGUACAGGGGCUGGGUAACGUAGGCUACCAUGCAGCCAAAUUUUUCCGCGAAGGGGGUGCAAAAAUUGUAGCGCUGGCAGAAUAUGAGGGCGCUAUUAUGAAUGCUGAUGGGUUGAAUGAAGAAGCCGUUUUUCAACACCGCAAAAAAACAGGUUCUAUCCUUAAUUUUCCCGGCGCUACCAACCUGGCCAAAUCGGGCGAUGCAUUGGAACUGGAUUGCGACAUACUGAUUCCGGCGGCAUUGGAAAAUGUAAUUGAUGGUACCAACGCACAAAAAAUAAAAGCAAAAAUUAUUGGCGAAGCCGCCAACGGACCGUUAACCCCCGAUGCAGAUGAAGUGUUUGAAAAGAAAGGAGUGCUGGUAGUACCUGAUAUGUACCUGAAUGCCGGUGGUGUAACCGUCAGUUAUUUUGAAUGGUUAAAAAACCUUAGCCAUGUGCGUUAUGGCCGUAUGGAAAAGCGGUUUACAGAAAAUAUGAACAGCCAUAUACUGGGGCAGAUUGAAGAACUGACCAGUAAAAAAGUGAGCGCCAAGGAAAGAGAUUUUAUCAUGCAUGGGGCAGAUGAAGCAGACCUGGUGUACAGCGGACUGGAAGAAACCAUGAUUGCUGCUACCCGCGAAGUGAUGGAGGUAUGGAAAGCCAAUCCUUCUAUCCCCGACAUGCGCACGGCUGCCUAUGUUGUAGCCAUCAAUAAAGUAGGCACCAGCUAUGCAGAGCUGGGCAUAUUCCCAUAG
Molecule: messenger RNA, 1419 nt
Organism: Ostertagia ostertagi
Lineage: Eukaryota; Metazoa; Nematoda; Chromadorea; Rhabditida; Trichostrongylidae
Source: the annotation of a GenBank genome assembly